Messenger RNA from Ceratotherium simum simum (southern white rhinoceros), 870 nucleotides. The record is from RefSeq and is a predicted model, not a curated record. Lineage: Eukaryota; Metazoa; Chordata; Mammalia; Perissodactyla; Rhinocerotidae.
AUGGCCUUUGCAGCCUCCCUGGCUGACCUCCAAGCAGAGGCCAGCUGCCCCAUCUGCCUGGACUACCUGAGAGACCCAGUGACCAUUCACUGUGGGCACAACUUCUGUCUCUCCUGCAUCCACCAGUGCUGGGAAGAACUACAGGACAUCUUCCCCUGUCCCAUCUGCCUCCACCACUGCCCUGACAGGAGCUUCAAGAAGAACCCCCAGUUAGGUCACCUGACUGAUAUUGUUAAGCAGCUUCCCACCACGAGCAGCAAGAGGAAAGGGCAGGAAGAGAAGCCCCUGUGUGAGAAGCACAAUCAGGUUCUGGCCCUGUUCUGUGAGGAGGACCUGGAGCUGUUGUGUCCCCAGUGCAGGGUCUCCUCUGACCACCGGGAUCACCCCCUGACGCCCACUGAACAAGCUGCAGCUAGUCACAGGAGGAAGCUCAGAAGCUACAUCAAGCCCCUGAAGAAGCAGGUUGAAGAUGCUGAAAAGAAGUUAGAAAUCCAAAUUUCAAAAUCAUUUGAAUUGCAGGGAAAGGUGAAGAUUCAAAGGGGGGAAUUAGACUCCGAUUUUAAACAAUUUAAGAGUUUCCUUAGAAAAGAGAAUAAUUUAAUUAUUUUCAAAUUACAGAUUGCAGAGAAUGCUGUUCAAGAAAAACUGAAUGAAAACAAAGUAAAAUUCUCAGAGCAUGUGUCCACACUAAAAAAGCUUCUGUUUGAAACAGCAGAAAUGUGUGAGCAGUCAGACCUGGAUAUACUCACAGGUAUUGAAAGUAUCUAUAACAAAUGUGAAAACCUGAACACCCCAGCCUUCUUUUCAUAUGAAUUCAAGGAAAAAUGUUUCAGUCCUUAUGAGCAAUAUUUUAGUUGUUCAUACAAUUAA